AUGAUUGUUGCUUCAAUAUCAGCAGAAGACAGUAGCUGGCAAGUGCAGUCAUUUGUUAAUGAGAACACAGCAUAUGUAGUUGAGGCUACAGAUAGGCUGAUUAUGAAAUGUACUUGUUUCAAUUUUGAAAGAAGACAAAAAACAUGCAAGCAUAUGCAUUUGUUAAAAAUGCACACUGCCUUUUCUUUGCACUUUUCAACCACUCCUUUAAACCCUACCUAUGAACACAAUGUCAUCCCAAUCUCUCAACCUAUCACCACAAACAAUUGUUCCUCCCUUUUCCUUGAUCAGUGCAUUCAAACAAAUCAAACACUGCAUCAAUCGCAUCAAGACCUUGCCACAUUAGCAUAG
Phycomyces blakesleeanus NRRL 1555(-) is the source of this 351-nucleotide messenger RNA. RefSeq lists its product as hypothetical. The coding region runs from base 1 to 351 and encodes 116 amino acids. The record is from RefSeq and is a predicted model, not a curated record. Gene Ontology annotation, molecular function: zinc ion binding. Lineage: Eukaryota; Fungi; Mucoromycota; Mucoromycetes; Mucorales; Phycomycetaceae. The transcript has a single exon.